UCAAUUUACGCCUUCACUAGAAAACUUAUAAAAAUCUCUAACAAGAUCGCCGGCGCACACAACACAAACACAUGUCUUCCAACAAGAUACACAAACUGAAGAGCAUUUUCACCGUAAAUGGCGGCUGCGGCUGCCGCCCUAAGCCAGCUGACAUCAUCCACCCACAAUCCAAAUCCUCACUCUCCGAUAAAAAAUCCACCCUCCUCCCCUCCUCCUCCGCCACUUCCUCCGAGAGCCGCCGCCGCAAGUCCGCCGCCGAAGACGAUGGCUGGUCCUCCUCCACCUUCGACUCCUCCCCCCACCGCCACACCAUAUUCUCCGACUCCUGCCCCAAAAUCCAAAACAGCGUCGCGGUCGUCAAAGAUUCCGACGAUCCCUAUCAAGAUUUUCGGCAAUCCAUGCUUCAGAUGAUCCUUGAGAAAAGAAUCUACUCUAGAAACGAUCUGCAGCAGCUUCUCGACUGCUUUCUGAAGCUCAAUUCGCCGCACCACCACGAGGUCAUCGUCCGAGCGUUCGCCGAGAUAUGGAACGGCGGGAGGGAGAAGGAGGAGGCGAUGUGAAUACAUUAGAUAUGUGUGGGGCGGGCACGUGGAGGUGGGGUGGCCAUGUGAUUACACAUUAAAUUUCACAUGUGGAGUUGAAAUUUCAAUUAAUAGAGUGGAAACUAAUUGAAUUGGACAGCCAAAGCGAUCGCCAUUUUUGUGGAUUGGAACAAGGUUGAAUUCAAUACCAUAAUGUAAGUGUAGGUGUUAUAAUAAGUGGAAAUGAAAUUCGAAAUAAUCUAAGAAUUUAGUACUACUCCUAUUACUUAUUUUCUCUCUACUUUUGACCUUUUUCUGUAAAUUUGUACUAAUAUGUAGCUUGAUUGAACAUCGAGGAUAUUGCUGAUUAUAAAUUUCGUCCAGCUUAUUUUCUUUUACGGCAUUCGGUGUACACGAGGCAGUGAGCUUCAUUUUAUUAGUACUAAUUUUACGGGUUCCUAG
Molecule: messenger RNA, 983 nt
Organism: Salvia splendens (bonfire salvia)
Lineage: Eukaryota; Viridiplantae; Streptophyta; Magnoliopsida; Lamiales; Lamiaceae
Product: transcription repressor OFP7
Exons: 1
Coding region: 72-560 (162 amino acids)
Biological process (GO): negative regulation of DNA-templated transcription
Source: RefSeq, a predicted model, not a curated record